Oppiella nova is the source of this 415-nucleotide messenger RNA. Lineage: Eukaryota; Metazoa; Arthropoda; Arachnida; Sarcoptiformes; Oppiidae. The record is from the annotation of a GenBank genome assembly.
AUGACUGUCAGCACCCCUUACACGCCACUCCAUGGGUAUAGGUUGAGACAGAUUCACCAUAAGGCCGGCGGAUCUAAACAUCAAUUGCACGAGACGUUCGUUUGCGGUGAGGGAACGGUAUGGGAUCAGUCGUCCUUUGUCUGCAGAUGUUUGUUUAAGGCUGUGUAUUUACUGUCUGUCCUCUUGCUAACAAAUAUACGGCACGAUAACGAUGCCAUACCGUGUUCAGCAUCGCCGGAGUUUUUCUACCUAAAUGAGCGCAUUGGUAACGCUACGGCCGACUUUUUGGGCCCGGCUGAUAUUGAAAAGGCUAAAAACGCCCGACCAGACUACCGGGCCCGAGCCAGGGCCAGGGCUAGAGCGCGGGCAGCCCGGGCUUAAUAUAUAUGUUUAUUUAAAGUAAAUGUACCAGUUU